AUGACAGCUAACAAACAACCGUUAAGUGCCGCAACAAAUCGCCAAAAAUUGAAAACUGUGGGAAUACCGCUCCGCGUCAGGGACGCCGCAAAAGCCACGCCAAGCCCACACAUAGCUACAAAUCUCGUUUGCCCGUGGUGGGUUGCGUACACGGCGAGAAAAUGUGGGGCAGCCCGAGAAUGCGGGUGUUAG
Molecule: messenger RNA, 192 nt
Organism: Drosophila teissieri
Lineage: Eukaryota; Metazoa; Arthropoda; Insecta; Diptera; Drosophilidae
Exons: 1
Coding region: 1-192 (63 amino acids)
Source: RefSeq, a predicted model, not a curated record